Messenger RNA from Mercenaria mercenaria, 5036 nucleotides. RefSeq names its product gastrula zinc finger protein XlCGF52.1-like. The transcript has 3 exons. Lineage: Eukaryota; Metazoa; Mollusca; Bivalvia; Venerida; Veneridae. Gene Ontology annotation, biological process: regulation of transcription by RNA polymerase II. Gene Ontology annotation, molecular function: DNA-binding transcription factor activity, RNA polymerase II-specific; RNA polymerase II transcription regulatory region sequence-specific DNA binding. The record is from RefSeq and is a predicted model, not a curated record. Gene Ontology annotation, cellular component: nucleus. The coding region runs from base 102 to 1322 and encodes 406 amino acids.
UUCUGUCACUUGUUUCAGUCACCCGCUUUUUGGCAAAAUUUUUAUUUUGCGUGCGGUCUGCAGUCAGUUUACGAAAAACGAGCACAGAUGUUACUGGAGUAAUGGAACAAGAACAAGGUGACAAAAUAGUUCAUGAAAUUGAGGAAACCUUCUUUGAUGUAGAGCCUUUUAGUGCUCUUGAAGAACCCCUUCAAAAACAGUCAGAAGCUGGUUCUGAAAUGAACAUAGAAUAUGUUACCAGUGCAAAUGUGGAGGAUGGAGUAAAAUCAAACUCAUUGCAGGCUGAGGGUGAUACUGUGGAUGCAGAUGACAAUACUAAUGUGGAGGGUGAUAGUGUAGAUGCUGAUAAAGAGAGUGAUUUAGACAAAGGUGAUUCUGACGAUUGUUUUGAGGAUGAAGUUUCAGGGCGAACAGUUAUUGCCAAAUUCGGAGAUUCUUCAAAGAUGUCAUCACAAAAAACCAUGAUACAACCUUCAGUUACUGAAACAGAAACAAAGUUGGGGGAGCGUGUAUUUACAUGCUCCUUGUGUGCAAGAUGUUAUAAAUGUAAGAAAAGUGCCGAGUAUCAUAUAAAAGUGCAACACAAAGCAUAUAGUUUGUUCUGCCAAGUUUGCGGCAAAACGUUUAAACUUCGGUACGAUUUAGAUCGACAUCUUAACGUGCACAAGGGAAUUCGACCCUUCCCAUGCCCAGAGUGUGAUAAAUCAUUUGUGUGCAGAUCCAGUCAAAUGCGACACAGGAAGUUGCAUCAUUUGAUAGGAGACAUUUAUAAAUGCCAUAAUUGUGAUAAGACAUUUCGUGCCGAGACAGAUUUGAAAAGACAUUUGUUGACCCACACAGGGGAGAGACCUUGGUCUUGUGGCCUUUGUUCAAAAUCGUUUGUGAGCAAAUCGAGUUUAAAAGUACAUGAAAAGAGCCAUGAUGACUCUCAGAAGUUUUCUUGUGUGGUGUGUCAUAAAAUGUUUCAUAUAAAAACUGAUCUAACAAGACAUGAAAGUACUCAUACUGGGGAUUUGAGAUGGGAAUGUGCCAUUUGUCAAAAGAAAUACUCCGGAAAAUCAGCUGUAAAAAGACACAUCAAAGAUAGUCACAUAUUCGGAAAGGUGAAGUAUCGUAAGAACAUGAAAGUUCAAGAUUUGUUGGAGUCAAUUACGGAAAGCAGUAUUGACUUGAAGGGAUUUGAUGCAUUUGCAAAAUAUAAGGAAGAUAACUCUGUUGAAAACUUGUUAAAGGCAGUAGAUUCAUUCGUUAUAUACAAGGGAGAUAACAAUGAUUCUGAGACAACAAAUGAAUUGCAAUUCAAGGAAGACAUCUCUGCUUAACAACUUCUGGAAGAUAGUUUAAGGAUGAGAAAGAUGAAGAUUGCAAGUUUGUGUAAUACAAGGAAGACAACUGUACUGAUGUCUGAUUUUGUUUUACAGUGCAAGGGACUGUGGGUUUGUAUGUGUAGUAUUCUUAGUGUCAAUGCCUAACUUGGUGCAAGCAAGUGACCAGUUAAUCUAAAAUGUGAGUAAUUUGUUAAAUUAUUGAUACAAAUUUAUGUAGUUCUGUUGAAAGUUCAGUAACACUAAUUUAUGUUAAAAAGUGAUGCAGUUCUUGCUCAGAAAUAGUUCCAGUGAUUUUUUUCAGUUUUGGGGGAAGGGGGUCUGUGCCCUUUGGAGGGGGAAAAAUUCAACGUAAAACUAAGAAAAGGGGAAUUUUCAUUUGUGUUGAAAUAAACUAUAGUUUCAAGUUUAUUGAUAAAUUCAGGGCCCAUAAGAGCAUCUGACAUGACAUAUAACACAAUGUAGCAUAUCAAUACCAGAUAACCAAAUAAAUUUUUCAAAUGUGGAGGAUAAGACAUCCAAUAGACUACCAAAAUUUACAACAGACAUUAGGUCCCUUCUUAAACAAAUCGGUGAGUGGCUGUUUUUGAGUCAGCUAAACGAUGUAAUCGUUUUGACGAGUCCUUGCUAUCCAGCGAUUCUCUAAGUCUAAAUGGACCAAAUAACACAGUGAAGAUUUCUCAAACUUCAAACAGUUCACUGCAAGAAUGAAGUUAAGUUGCGUGAAUUCCCUUUGCUAUGACCAAUAUACGAUGUAAUCUGUCAUAUUUAUGACUUGUAAUUGUGCAAUACUCGAAUGUAACUCAUUAAGCAUAAAUGUGCAUUUUAUGAAUUGCGCAGGCUUACAAAGCUUGCGUAACAUCCAGCGAAAGACAAAAAAUAGUUCCACAGGGCUCCAGAUAAGAUGCGUAUUAGCGUAAAUUACGUAUAGAAAUAAUGCAAAUACGCAUGUCUAAUAAUUUCUAAACGUAUAUAAAAUUACAGAAAUGCACACAAUGCUUUUUAAAAAACAAAAUCUGAAUCGUCUGGAUGCGUUAGGUAACAUAGCCGAUCCCGAUCAGCCUUAAUUCUCCCACAUUGAACGUAUACACGCAUCGUAUGAUUUCUAUAAACUUUGCGUGGGUUUCUACACACACACAUGGAUUUUGCAGUAAGUAAACGGAUAAAUUAUCGGAAGAAGAAGCUCUUACUGGUUUGUUUAGUUACUACAGAUAUUAAAAAUGAUUUUAAUUCUUAUUUUUCGAGAAAUAAACAAAUCGGCGAAACAUUAAAUUGUAUUUUCUUGUAGUUUUUGAAAUCGAAAGUAGAUCGUCUAUGUUUGGCGAAAAAAAAACACUUUUUUAUGAAAAGAUUUAAAUAAGAGGUAAUUUAACCGUAAACUUCAAUGUCAGAUACUGCCAAUUGCUGCUAAAUGUCUUCGUAUCAUCACAAUUUGUAAAAUAUAUUGUUCAAACUGGAGAAAAGUGUAAUCGUAUCCGGAUAUAAUAUUUUGGGUAAAUAUCGAGCUGUGUUAUGAAAUUUUAAGAAAAAAAAACUAAAAACAAACUGAAACUGGUAGACUAUACUGUCAGUACAUCAAUCAUUAGCCGACUCAGGCCAUUCAGGCCUUUGAUUUUAUUUGUGUCAAAGUCUGACAUUUGCAGUCACUGUUACAUUUGACCUGUCACAAUAAAAACAAACUGUAAAAAACAAUGUAUGCAUUGGACUAGUCCCUUCCCAAAGCAUAAAAUCAAACCCUGACUGACUAGAAGAUGGAAAACUCAACACUACCUGGCCAAACAAACAGAAUGCAAAUCAUUUACAGACUAACAUUCAACAGCGUUGUUGUGCAGAAUAAUAAAGCGCUUCGAUGAUUCUGAUUUAUCAAGGGAAGUUACUCCAACCGGUGUCGAUGUAAACAAAACGCGAGAUACCGCGGUGAACUGUUUUCUAUAUGAAAAUAAAUAAAAUAAACUAGUGAAUUAUGAUUUAAUUGAUUGGAAUUUUUUUUUAUUUUCAGAGGGGAAUUUUAGGCAUCGGAAAGGGGAAAAAAAUAUACUAUUUUGAGGGGGGAAUGGGGCCGAAUUUCGCCGAAUAUUUUGGUGAAAAAAAACGCUGAGUUCUUUUAAGGUAAAUCCUGAGCUAACACCGUCAGGGAAAUAAAGGGAGGUAAUCACAACUGCGGAUUUUAUAACACUUCCACUAUGUUGAUUAAAAACUCAAACAGGUUACAAUGUCAGGGCUCACUCUGGCGAGAGUCAGGUUGUAGUCGGUACUUUAGCCAAAUUAGAAAAAUGUGUAGCCAAAUUGUUAUCAUUGUAGCAAACUAUGUUGCCGCAAAUUUUUUUCUACUAUGAUGAGUUCCAUCGUUAAAGAAACUAAAUAAUAGAUUAACAAUUAUUUUAAAAUUCUUAUUCAAAUAAUCUAAUCUACAUACAAGAUACCAGCAUAGAACACAAAAAAUAGCACAGUAUUAAUUAUAGCACAUCAUCAGCAAGCUUACAUUUGUAUUUCUUCUGUCUUUUUGUAUAGCACUAACACAUUCACAUAUCUAGUUUAAAAUCCUUAUGUUCUUUUUCAUUGCCUAUACACUAAAUGCUUUGGAGUAUGCAUUUUAGUGUCCUGAAUCUGGUCCAUUAAUUGCAGUAUACAUCAGUAGGUUACACACAAGCAAUAUGUCAGAGAUGGACUUAUUACCACCAAGUGAUUUUGCUUGAAUUUUAGGAAACUUUUCAAUUCUGAUUUUGCUCCCUCAAAGCCAAAAGAUGCCAAAUAAACAAUAAUGGUGUCUAGUUCUUUUUCCAGAGAGUCAAGUGGUACAAAUGGAUUGGCUUAUGCAGACCCAGAGCCUUUCCAGAAGUUUCUUGAAGGAAAACAGACACUAUCCUGGUAUAAUUAGCCAAAAUGGCAUCCACUGACCCUUUGAAACCCAACCACCUUGUGUGUAACAAAUAUUGGAGUAAACAAUUACCGAAAAUAAGAUUUAGCGAAAUAUUAAUAGAUUGAUGUGUACAUAACAAAAAUAAUGUGAUAAUAGUAGUUUAUUUCUUUAAAGUAAUAGCUCUAGCUUAAUCAAUCACUACUGUUCUGAUCAUAAAUUUAGGUUCAGCUUAUAUCCUGAAUUCAUAUCUUUAAAAGUUUAUUUUAUUCAAGUCCCCUUGUUCUUCUUUCUUUUUCAUAUUUUCUGUUGUUUCUAUCAUGCUUUUAAAGUAUACUGAUUUUUAUGAACUGUUUCCAAUUCAUAACUUGAGAACCACUAGGCCCAGAAUGUUGAAGCUUAGUGGGAUGAUUGGACAUGCCAAGUAGAUGAUCCCUGUUGCAGUCUACCAUCAGUGUCGUUUUGACUUUUGCUCCUGUCCCAUACUCUCCUGUUGUAAAAUACUGCAACAUGUGUUAUUUAUAUAAAUAUCCAAGCCAUUUCAGUAUACUGGAUGUAUAAAUCAGAGUCUGCUUCUUAUUCUUGAGACUUCCCUCCAUUUGUCUGGCUGGGGAAUUAUUUUAAAUUUACAAGAUCUUCUAUACAUUCAGGCAGUCACAGGGCCCACGCUGUCGUUCGCCACUCGAGCCAUUUGGCGAAUCUGCGAUGAAAGUGGCGAAGAAAAAUCGCGAGUGGCGAAAAUGAAAAAAAUGUUCGUAAUUUGGACCGCCAUUUUGUUUCAGACGUUCUAAAUUGUAACCUCCGAGAAAUUAUGUUAAAAAACAGUUGACUGGUUCCGAUAAUUUUAGCUUAUA